AAACUUUCAAGAAAUUAAAGGCCGAAAACACACAAAAUAUGUCUCAGGAAUUAGAACAAAGCUGCAACAAACAACAAAGGUGGUCUCUCCAAGGCAUGUCAGCUCUAGUCACUGGUGGUACAAUUGGGUACGCUAUAGUUGAGGAGCUUGCCGGUUUUGGAGCGAGUAUUUAUACAUGUUCGAGAAAUCAAGUCGAGCUUAGUGAAAGGCUUAAAGAAUGGGAAGAAAAAGGGUUCAAAGUAAAAGGUUGUGUUUGUGACUUGGCUUCAAGAACACAAAGAGAGGAGCUUAUGAAAAAUGUGGCCAUGGCUUUUGAUGGAAAGCUCAAUAUUCUUGUGAACAAUGCCGGGAUGACUAUAAUGAAGCACGCAUCAGAUUACACGACGGAUGAUUUUGGUCGUAUAAUGACAACAAAUUUGGAGGCACCUUAUCAUAUUUCUCAAUUGGGAUAUCCUUUGCUGAAAGCUUCUAAAUCGGGAAAUAUCGUGUUCGUGUCUUCUGUUGCUGGCUCCAUUGCCCUUCCUGCUCUCUCUGCUUAUGCUGCAUCUAAAGGUGCAAUAAAUCAACUGACAAAAAAUUUAGCUUGCGAAUGGGGGAAAGACAAUAUUAGAACAAACACUGUAGCUCCAUUCGGGGUCAGAACCGAUAUUAUGAAACAUGAGGUUCUGGACCCAUCGAUCCUGAAGUUCUUCGGACCAUUAACGGGCCGGACCCAACUGGGCCGGAUUGCGGAGCCCAAUGAAGUGUCGUCGCUGGUCGCAUUUCUUUGCUUGCCGGCAGCUUCUUACAUCACUGGACAGAUUAUUCAUGUUGAUGGAGGCUUUACAGCAGGAGGUUUCUAGACAGUAUUUUUAAUGUUUAGUUCUUUGGCUAAAUUUUAAUCUCAAUUUGGACCAGAUUUCAGUUAUGUUUAGCUCAUUGGCAUCAUACGCAUCUUGUUGCUAAAAUAUUUUUAUGAACAAAAUGGUGAUUUUGACCAUAUUAAACUAAAAUUAAUGAAAUUUAU
This is a messenger RNA of Striga asiatica, 1006 nucleotides long. Lineage: Eukaryota; Viridiplantae; Streptophyta; Magnoliopsida; Lamiales; Orobanchaceae. The record is from the annotation of a GenBank genome assembly.